UAGAUCAUUGAAACCAAGUAGCAAUUCUCUGUUAUACAUUGAUGAUAUAUUUCUGUAGUAACAUAUAUAUAUAUAUAUAGUUAUUUAUUAUGGAGUUUGAAGAAGGUAUAAGAUCGAGAAAGCAAGUUCUGAAACCUAUUAAGACGAAAGUUGAAAACAGAGGAAAAAAAGACGAAGGGUACUACUGGGACGAUGAUAAGAAGACAUUAUUAGAGGAGCCAGUCAGCCCAGCAGGGCGUCUUUUUUGUGAACCAAACUUUAAUGUCCAUAUCUUAGCCAUCAUGGGCAUCAAGAUCAAGAUUGAUUUGGAGUAUGCCAAACAAAAAUUGGUCCAAACUCUGCUGAAGCACCCCCGUUUCUCUAGUUUGCAGGUUGUGGAUGAGAAUGGAGGAAAGAUGAAGUGGGUUAGAACAGAAGUUGACAUCGAGAGGCACGUAAUCGUACCCAAAAUCGAGCCAAACAUGGAGAUAAACCCAGACAAGUUGGUGGAAAAUUACAUCUAUGAGCUCACAAAAACCAACCUCCUGGUGGACAGGUCGAAACCACUGUGGGAGAUGCACAUCCUAAACCUGAAGACAAACGACGAGGAAGGAGUUGUCGUUUUCAGGAUCCACCACUCACUGGGGGACGGCACAUCUCUGGUGUCCCUUCUCCUGGCUUGCACCCGCCAAAUCGACAACCCAGAGGCCGUACCAACUCUUCCCCCCAAGAAGCCAAAAGAGAUUUGUGCUCGUAGUAGUUCUAAUAACAAUGUCAAUGUCAAUGGUUUCAUCUCUGAGUUUUCUCUGUAUUACCGCUUCCUAAUCCAAGGGCUUUGGUGGGUGCUCCAGUUGCUUUGGAACACUGUGGUUGAUGUUUUCUUGUUCCUGGCCACUGCUUUUUUCUUCAAAGACACUCUAAGAGGCCCUCCCGGCAGUGAGCAUAAUCCUCGCCGAAUCGUUUUUCGCAUCGUUAGCCUCGAUGAUAUUAAGUUGGUCAAGAAUGCAAUGAAUUCGACUGUAAAUGACGUUGCAAUGGGAAUUACACAAGCUGGCUUAUCUCGGUACUUUAAUAAGAAAUAUGGUGAGAAUGGCAAAGACUUUCCAACAAUGAAGAUACGUCUCAGGUCAAAUUUGAUCGUUAAUGUUAGACCAUCUCCGGGAAUUCAAAGUUUGGCUGAUAUGAUGGAGAAGAAUAGCAAAGCAAAGUGGGGGAACUGGAUUGGUUAUGUGCUGCUCACCUUCACCAUUGGGUUGUAUGAUGACCCAUUAGAUUACAUUCGAAAAGCCAAGGCUACAAUUGAUCGAAAGAAACAUUCUCUUGAAGCUCUUUGCACUUUCUCAAUUUCUCGUAUCAUUUUCGCCAUUUUUGGCGUCAAGAUAACAAGCGCUCUAUUUCACAAAAUCCAUUGCAACACAACAAUGGUGUUCUCCAACGUAGUCGGACCACUUGAGAAAAUUGGUUUCUAUGGUCACCCAAUGUCAUACAUUGCUGCAACCACCUAUGGCCAACCAAAUGAAUUGAUGGUCAACUUCCAAAGUUACGUAAAUAAGAUGACUAUUGUUCUGUCUGUGGACGAAGCCACCAUUCCCGAUCCUCAUCAAUUGUGUGAUGACAUCGUUGAAUCGCUCAUACUUAUGAAAAAUGCAGUUAUCGAAAAAGGGCUCCUCAAAUAAUUAUUUAUUCUAGACUAUAUAUAAAUAUAUAUAUAUAUAUAUAUGGACUUCCUCUACGGUAGCAACUUUUUAUGUUUUUGAUACAUAAAUAAGUUGAAUCUCUAUUUUUUUUUAGUAUGAUACAUUAUAGUUAUAGAAAUCUCCUAUAAAUUUUUAACAAAUUUUGGAUAAUUUUAGGAGCUAAAUUCAGCAUUAGAACAGAUUUUUGCACUCGUGCAUAUUUCAUUUUUUAAGUAUGCGCGUGAAGAUUGUUUUAAUUCUGAUUUCAUCCCUCUAAAUUGUUUAGGAUUUUUAUAAAUUGAUUAUUGUAGAUCAUCUACAGUUACAAUGUACACCAUCAUUAAAAAAAAAUUACACUUUAUACAUGUACCGAAAACAUAAAAAAAAUUCUAUAUAUAUAUUUAUGUGGGACGCCUCUUUAUAUGUACUUACUAUUAUUU
Messenger RNA from Humulus lupulus (European hop), 2095 nucleotides. RefSeq names its product wax ester synthase/diacylglycerol acyltransferase 11-like. The transcript has 7 exons. Gene Ontology annotation, biological process: triglyceride biosynthetic process. Bases 90 to 1655 code for a protein of 521 amino acids. Gene Ontology annotation, molecular function: long-chain-alcohol O-fatty-acyltransferase activity; diacylglycerol O-acyltransferase activity. The record is from RefSeq and is a predicted model, not a curated record. Lineage: Eukaryota; Viridiplantae; Streptophyta; Magnoliopsida; Rosales; Cannabaceae. Gene Ontology annotation, cellular component: plasma membrane.